Messenger RNA from Etheostoma spectabile (orangethroat darter), 930 nucleotides. It is a transcript of the gene tk1, whose product is annotated as thymidine kinase 1, soluble. Gene Ontology annotation, biological process: thymidine metabolic process. Gene Ontology annotation, molecular function: thymidine kinase activity; ATP binding. The transcript is spliced from 7 exons. Bases 57 to 752 code for a protein of 231 amino acids. NCBI's taxonomy places the organism in Eukaryota, Metazoa, Chordata, Actinopteri, Perciformes, Percidae. The record is from RefSeq and is a predicted model, not a curated record.
GACUUUUAUUUUAUUUUUUAACUUAAUUAUUUACAUCUUAGCGCCUUUAAUUGAAAAUGGACUGUGUGGAUUUUCCAAGAGUGCUGCCAAAUUCACCGAGGAAAGCACGGGGACAAAUUCAGGUUAUCUUUGGACCGAUGUUUUCAGGCAAAAGCACUGAACUGAUGCGAAGAGUGCGCCGUUUCCAGAUAGCCCAGUACAACUGCUUGGUGAUCAAAUAUGCCAAAGAUAUACGUUAUUCUGACACAGGCAUGGCCACACAUGACAGAAGCACAAUGGAAGCUGUACCAGCCAAUUGUCUGGAAGAUGUACGGUCUCUGGCAUUACAAGUCUGUGUCAUUGGAAUUGAUGAAGGACAGUUUUUUCCAGAUACAGUGGAGUUUUGUGAACAGAUGGCCAAUUUAGGGAAGACAGUUAUUGUGGCUGCUUUGGAUGGAACCUUCCAGAGAAAGGCAUUUGGAAACAUCCUGAACCUGGUCCCUCUGGCGGAGAGCGUAGUGAAGCUCCAUGCCGUGUGCAUGCAGUGUUACAAAGAAGCUGCCUAUACCAAGAGGAUAGGGGCAGAGAAGGAGGUGGAAGUGAUUGGUGGAGCUGACAAGUAUCAGGCGGUGUGUAGAAAGUGUUAUGGGGGUUUGGGGGUGGACAAAGAGAACAGUGGUCCCUUCAGGAAAGAAACUCCACAACAUGUCCUCGCAGGAAAACUCAUGGAUUCUGCUGUUCCCAGGAAGCUUUUCUCCUCUCUCCACCUCUGACCACAACAAGACUUGUUGCAGAAGUUGAAUAUAAAUCCAUGAAUCAAAUGAGACCGAGAGAAGAGCAGCGGAAGGCAAAUGGGAUUAUCUAACAUAUUGAGGUUCCUGGUAUUUUAGUGUUUGUAUUUGGUGUCUAAUUGGUGGGUAUGUUUUUAUUUUAUGUAUGUUUUGACAAUGA